Messenger RNA from Cylicostephanus goldi, 534 nucleotides. The record is from the annotation of a GenBank genome assembly. Lineage: Eukaryota; Metazoa; Nematoda; Chromadorea; Rhabditida; Strongylidae.
AUGGCCGAACGGUUAGUAAAGGUUUACGAAAGUCCUGCAAACAAGGUGAAAAUGCCAGCGUUGACAGCUGAAGGAAUGUUCUAUAAUAGAUACCUCCUUUUAUUUGUGGAGCGCGUAUCAAAUAUGGAAGAAAUCGAGAAGAAAUACAAAGAACUUGUACCAAGACUUGUCGGAGUUUCUAGGCAACUGACCCUGGCAAUGGCAGAUAAGCUGAAAGCUCUGUCAGCGGAACAUCGCGAGGAAUAUUCUAAACUCAUUCAUCGGUUGGUUGACAUAUGGAUUGAAUUUAGUCGUUUUACGGAGGAACGGCAAAGAAGGCUGCAGCUGAAGUUUUCACCUAGCUCGGGUACAGUAGAGUUCAAAGUUUGCUAUAUUUUUCAAGGUUUUGCACGACAUUCUGCGAUGUACGAACUUUUUGAAGAUGCACUGCGCGAACAGGAUCCAUAUAAGGCUGCAACUUGCCUGGAAAUUCUGAGCGUUAGCUUGCCGCGAAAUAAGUUGGAGCCCUUAGUACAGCGAAUUCAAGACAGGUAA